Molecule: messenger RNA, 842 nt
Organism: Pocillopora meandrina
Lineage: Eukaryota; Metazoa; Cnidaria; Anthozoa; Scleractinia; Pocilloporidae
Source: the annotation of a GenBank genome assembly
ACGGUGGCAGCUUUGGCACCCUUUCAGUUUGUUGAGCCCAGGAUUGGUCAACCCUCGUUCGUACAACCAAGUUCCAGCAGCUCUGCAUCUGUUCAAUCCCCUUCACCUUCACCUUCACCGCCAGAGUCAAUUGAAGAGGAACCAGCAAGGCCGAAAACUGGCAGAGGUUAUGGAAAGUGGAGCGAACAAGAGGAGACGCUAUUAGUUCAGCUACGGUGUGAUAAACACAUGUGACUAGAGAUAAGGCAUUCCCAGCAAUUGUGGGAGGAAAUAGCUAAAGAAAUAUCCAAAACUCGGAAUGUGACAAGGGCCCUGUUCCAGUGGAAAAGCAAAUAUCUUGAGGAUUGCUAUAAAGAGGCAAAGGAUCACAAUUGUAACCAGACAGGAGGCGACAGAAAAACCUCACCAUUCUACAACAAAAUAGGUUCUGUUCUGGGGUGAAGAGACAUCAUGACCUUCAGUUACGUUGAAGAAUCCAAGCCAAGCACUUCCCUGCAUUCUUCAGAUUUGGUGAAAAGCAACACAGAAAAGGACAAAGACAAGACCAAUUUGAUGCGCAGUUUGAGCAGUCUUUGGCGAUGUUUGGCCAGAAUAAAAAGAGGGAAAGGAAGAGUAAACAGAGGGAUGAGAGAAAGUGCACCAAAACUUCCAAAGUUCCACGGAAGGAACAUGAUGAUGAAGAAUCAGCCCUUUCCCAUGGGACCGUAGAAACCCUUCAGAGUCAAGGAGAGAAACUAACUGGAGUACUAGAGGCCAUGGUAAAAAACCAAAUGCAGCAAUUGCAGUUAAUGAACCAGUUUAUGAACACUUUCAUGCAGGCAAUGCAGUUGAAAGAUAAAUAA